GCGGAUCCAGGGGGGGGGCCACGGGGCCAUGGCCCCCCCCAAACGCUCUGAGAGUAUGUUUUGGCCCCCCCCAAAGAAAUUCGUUACAGAUACUGUCAGCCUCCCUCAAUCAUAUACAUAUCAUGUAGAACUCGAUAGUCGAUACUGCAUCGCUCUACUACAUAAAACAAAAUCCAAUUCUAUGGCCUCAAUGCACAAGCGAAUCGGAAUUAAGCGCUGAGAAGGAAGGCCUCUUCGGCCAAUCAGCGAUUAGGGAAAAUACCAAGGUUGAGCUUCAGCAAGGACUUCUAAAUAUAGAAUUUACUCAGGGCGUGCGCUGUCGAAUCUUUAGCCCAUAAACCUCGGGCUAGGGGUCUAUUGUCACUCUCCCAGCGCGCGAGCGAUACUGCAAAUUUUUGGAAGCAAAUUCGGCACGACACACUCACCACACUCAGGCGUUCUCGCUUUCCGCCAUUCUGCCAACGCGAGUGGCCGGCGCAUCGUGGGAGGACAUCCGUCCAGGCUGGGAGCUCUUUCUGCCGGUUCUACCUGAGAGCUUUGAGUGCGACACCAAGGCAGAACUCCAGGUCUAUAAAGCCAUGUGGCGGCGCAACCAGGACAAGGUGGUACCCGACACCGCAGUAGCAGCCCUGGACCACUGCGACCCCGUUACCUUCCCGACCAUCCACCGUCUCCUGCAGAUCCUUGCGGUACUGCCGGUGUCCGCUGCGGAGGCCGAGCGGACCUUCAGCAAGGUCACCAGGACGUUGACCGAGGUCCGGGCGACAAUGGGGGAGGAACGUUUGGAGGCGCUGGUCAUGUGCCAAACGCACCGCGACCUUCUCCCAGCCUCCGAGAAGGUGGUCGACUUCUUUAUGAAGUCUGGCUCUGGCACUCGCCGAGCGCAGCUGAAGUGAUAGA
Molecule: messenger RNA, 900 nt
Organism: Eriocheir sinensis (Chinese mitten crab)
Lineage: Eukaryota; Metazoa; Arthropoda; Malacostraca; Decapoda; Varunidae
Exons: 2
Coding region: 579-896 (105 amino acids)
Molecular function (GO): protein dimerization activity
Source: RefSeq, a predicted model, not a curated record